Messenger RNA from Tripterygium wilfordii, 879 nucleotides. RefSeq lists its product as uncharacterized. The record is from RefSeq and is a predicted model, not a curated record. The transcript is spliced from 2 exons. NCBI's taxonomy places the organism in Eukaryota, Viridiplantae, Streptophyta, Magnoliopsida, Celastrales, Celastraceae. The coding region runs from base 1 to 879 and encodes 292 amino acids.
AUGGAGUAUAGGAAGGUCCGACACCAACAAGACGUAAUGCAAAUGGAUUUUAAUCCCCAUUUGGGAACAAAGAGACCAAGGGAGACCAAGGGAGGCAACUCAACAGUGAAGCGAAUGAUGGUAGACCAAGGAAGUUCCGCAGAGAUCAUGUAUUAUUCACUUUUCCAGAAGUUAGGGAAAACUUAUGCAGAUUUGAUUCCUGUUCCAACACAUCUGGUGGGACUUAAUGUAACCCCAAUUUGGCCACUCGGAAGGAUAAGAAUGCCAGUCACGGCAGGUCCAAGAACCGUAGAGGUGGAUUUCGUUGUUAUAGAUCUACCCUCGACAUAUAAUGCAAUCAUGGGCAGGACUUGGCUUCACGUAAUGAAGGUUGUUCCCUCAUCUUAUCAUCAGAUGCUCAAAUUCCCCUUCGGGGAAAAAGUGGUGGAAAUAAGAGGAGACCAAGCUGCCUCAAAAGAAUGUUUUAUGGCAAAAGCAAAACAAGCAGGAAGAAUAAUAAUGAUGGAAGAAGAGGCUCCAGUCCUAGAGGAAGUUGGAAAGGAGUCAGCAACCAAGUCAAUGGAAGAACUCGAAAAGGUUCAAGUUACACCAGAAAGUAAUGGCAGAUACUUUCUAGUUGGGACUAGCUUGCCCAUACUAGAGAAGGAAUCCUUAAUUGGGAUGUUAAAGAGAAAUGUGAGCGUGUUUGCAUGGACUCCUUAUGAGAUGCCAAGGGUGGAUCCGGAAUUGACAAUUCAUAGGUUGAAUGUCAAACCAGGUUUUAAACUUGUAAUACAGAAGGGCAGAAGGUCAGUCGUUCAACAUACGGAGGCCGUGGUUAAGGAGGUAGAAAACUUGCUGGAAGCUAAAGCCAUCAGGGAAGUACAAUAUCCCGAAUGA